AGCGAGGGGCCCUUCGCGCGCACUGUAACGCAGCAGCCGAGGCGCAUUCGGAAGCGGACCAGCGUCUUGCUCGCGCCUCCGGGAGAUUGUGUAUACCAUAAUUGUCGGUUGUUCUUCCCUCCUUCUAAGCAUGUAGAUUCAGUCUCGAGAUAUCUAGUGUUUUAUACAGGAUCGGCUGGGCGUGUUCGUUUCUUGUGGAGUUUAUAACGUAUAAUUUGCCCGCCUGUUAGCGUUUUAGUGAAGUUUGACGGAGGAUACGUCAGCUGGCAACACCUCGACUUGGAGACAGUGUGACAUAGUCGGAGAGCGAUCGGCGCAUUGGAUUGAGAGUGCAGGCAAAAAAGAAACUUACAUAAAAAAUGGAUGAAGCUGGAAGACUGAUUCACUCCCCCGAAGACUCUGGUGAUUUGCUUGCCGACAAUGGGAUUCCAAACGCAGGAGGCUACAGGAUUACAGGUCCCAUCAAUGGUCAAGAGCAAUCGGAUCAAGCGUCGGGAACGUCAAACGGCGUCGGUCGCCGGAAAGAUAUAAACGAGCUGCUGCAGCAGGUCAUGAGUAUCCAGACACAGACCAUAGACUCUUCACCGGUUAGCGUUAACGAAUCCAAAUGGGCAUUAUAUAACCACCCGCUUAUGCCGGCUCUCUUCAACGUCCUCUGCGAGUUUAAGGAAAAGACCGGACUUUCCCUAAGACACACUCACGAGGAGGACUUACAACCCGACGCUCAACUCAUGCGACUCGAUAAUAUGCUCAUCGCCGAGGGCGUCACCGAGCCUAACAAAGCUGGCGGUUCCGCGGCUGCUAGAGCUUCUAGUCAAAUCGAUAGCGCGAUCGAGCACUACGACUACCGCAGCAAACUUGCCACGAUUCGUCAGUGGUAUCACCAAGAGCUUAAGAAGUGCGAGCGCGACACUAGUGUAUUCACGGACCACGUGAUGACGUUGAUCAAGGAACAAGGCGCUGUCAGGCCGAUCAACAGCAAGGAGGGCGAGAAGACCGUACAGAUAAUCCAGAAGAAGCUCAGCAAUAUCCAGAUCCAAUUAAAACAGCAGACUUGCGAGGCAGUGAUGAGUUUGAGAAGCCGAUUUCUCGACGCCAGGCGCAAGCGACGCAAUUUUAGCAAACAAGCCUCGGAGAUACUCAAUGCCUAUUUCUACUCGCACCUGAGUAAUCCGUAUCCCAGCGAGGAGGCCAAGGAGGAACUGGCCAGAAAGUGUGACAUCACCGUUUCGCAGGUGUCCAACUGGUUCGGCAACAAGCGCAUUCGCUAUAAAAAGAACAUCGGUAAGGCGCAGGAGGAGGCGAACCUGUACGCGGCGAAGAAAGCUGCAGCGAUUGCCAGUAGUUGUGCGGCCGCCGGAUCGUCGCCUUAUCAUGGAGGCUCCUCGAGCCAUGGCACGCCAACUCCGAUUAUGUCACCGGCACCAUCGGUCGGCUCUCAGGACAUGGGCCACCAGGUUUACGCUAUGAACAUGAAUUAUCCUGGCGCUGGACAGGCCUACGCUGCUUCUGGAAUGGGAUACGAUCCUAUGCAUCAUCAAAGACUGUCUCCCGAUUCGCAAUAAAAUGUUGUGGUUCGAAUGGUUUGUCAUUUUCGGGUUUAUCGAGCCUAACUGUUACCGACUGAUUAGCAGUGUUAGGGUGGGGGAUAUUACGAUAAUGUCAGAUGCCCUGUGUAAAUCAAGAAAUCAGUUUCAUUAUACAUGUUUUCACAUUGAGCGAUAGCACAUAGGGUAUUUCAAAGGAUUUGCAAGCAAAGAGCGUUUAGUUACCUGUUUUGAAUGAGUAUAAAUAGAUUGACUUUUACUAUAGUAUAGUUUAUUCUUGAUGGAUAAAAGUUGUCAAUUUUUAGAUGUAGAUUACAAUUGAUUGUAUUUUGCUAUGUUUUCUGCCGAGCGUGGGUGACACGUUGACGUGAUGGCAAAAUAAACGACGAUACAAGCAUGGGUAGCUUGUUUUCUUUAAUUAGUGCAAUAAAUAUAAAAAGAUUGCAUGUUUCAUGUGCACGUCGUUCCAUAUAUUUUUGUAAAACGUUUCGUUAAAUUAUGCCUACAAUAAAACUGAAAUUAAAUUAGCUAAAA
Nasonia vitripennis (jewel wasp) is the source of this 2081-nucleotide messenger RNA. RefSeq names its product homeobox protein extradenticle-like. The coding region runs from base 360 to 1565 and encodes 401 amino acids. NCBI's taxonomy places the organism in Eukaryota, Metazoa, Arthropoda, Insecta, Hymenoptera, Pteromalidae. The record is from RefSeq and is a predicted model, not a curated record. Gene Ontology annotation, cellular component: nucleus. Gene Ontology annotation, molecular function: RNA polymerase II cis-regulatory region sequence-specific DNA binding; DNA-binding transcription factor activity, RNA polymerase II-specific. The transcript has 5 exons. Gene Ontology annotation, biological process: regulation of transcription by RNA polymerase II; animal organ morphogenesis; embryonic organ development.